Messenger RNA from Elephantulus edwardii (Cape elephant shrew), 1644 nucleotides. It is a transcript of the gene OIT3, whose product is annotated as oncoprotein induced transcript 3. The record is from RefSeq and is a predicted model, not a curated record. Bases 1 to 1644 code for a protein of 547 amino acids. Lineage: Eukaryota; Metazoa; Chordata; Mammalia; Macroscelidea; Macroscelididae. Gene Ontology annotation, molecular function: calcium ion binding. The transcript has 9 exons.
AUGCCCUGGCUUCUGCUUUUCGUCUGCCUCAGCAGCGUGCUCACGCCAGCACUGCCAAUCGCCCUAAAUCCCUGUUCUGCCUACAUCAGUCUGAAUGAGCCAUGGAGAAACACUGACCACAAGCUGGACAAGUCCCAGGGGCCCCCUCUCUGUGACAACCACGUGGACGGGGAGUGGUACCGCUUCACUGGCAUGGCCGGGGACGCUAUGCCCACCUUCUGCAUACCAGAAAACCACUGUGGGACCCACGCGCCUGUCUGGCUGAACGGCAGCCACCCGCUUGAAGGCGACGGCAUUGUGCAGCGGCAGGCCUGUGCGAGCUUCAGCGGGAACUGCUGCCUCUGGAACACCACGGUGGAGGUCACGGCCUGCCCCGGGGGCUACUACGUGUACCGCCUGACCAAGCCCACGGUCUGCUUCCACGUCUACUGCGGCCAUUUCUACGAUAUCUGUGAUGAGGACUGUCACGGCAGCUGCCUGGACACUAACGAGUGCACAUGCGCCCCAGGCAGCGUGCUGGGCCCUGACAAGCAGACAUGCUUCGAUGAAAAUGAAUGUGAGGUAAACAACGGCGGCUGCAGCGAGAUCUGCGUGAACCUCAAAAACUCCUAUCGCUGCGCGUGUGGGGUCGGCCGGGUGCUCAGAAGUGAUGGCAAAACUUGUGAAGAUAUUGAGGGAUGCCACAACAACAAUGGCGGCUGCAGCCAUUCUUGCCUUGUUCUCCAGAAGGGCUACCAGUGUGAGUGUCCCCGGGGGUUGGUGCUGUCUGAGGACAACCACACUUGCCAAGUCCCUGUGUUGUGCAAGUCGAACACCAUAGAAGUGAACAUCCCUCGGGACUUGGUGGGUGGCCUGGAGCUCUUCCUGACCAACAGUUCCUGCCGAGGAGUGUCCAACGGCACCCAUGUCAACAUCCUCUUCUCCCUCAAGACAUGCGGCACGGUGGUAGAUGUGGUGAACGACAAGAUCGUGGCCAGCAACCUUGUGACGGGCCUGCCCAAGCAGACCCCCGGGAGCAGCGGGGACAUCAUCAUCCGAACCAGCGAACUGCUGAUCCCUGUAACCUGCGAGUUCCCACGCCUCUACACCAUUUCUGAGGGCUAUGUCCCCAACCUCCGGAACGCCCCGCUUGAAAUCCUGAGCCGCAACCAUGGCAUCUUCCCCUUCACCCUCGAGAUCUUCAAGGACAAUGAGUUUGAAGAGCCCUACCGGGAAGCUUUGCCGAGCCUCAAGCUCAGGGACUCCCUGUACUUCGGCAUUGAGCCCCUGGUGCACGUGAAUGGCCUGGAAAGCCUGGUGGAGAGCUGCUUCGCCACCCCCACGUCCAAGAUCGACGAGAUCCUGAAGUACUACCUGAUCCGGGACGGCUGCGUUUCCGAUGACUCAGUAAAGCAGUACACGUCUCGGGAUCACCUAGCGAAACACUUCCAGGUUCCUGUCUUCAAGUUCGUGGGCAAGGACCACAAGGAAGUAUUUCUGCACUGCCGGGUUCUCGUCUGUGGAAUUCUGGAUGAGCAGUCCCGCUGUGCUCAGGGCUGCCACCGCCGAAUGCGUCGGGGCCUGGCAGAAGGAGAGGGCACAGCAGGUCUGCAGAGCCAGGUGUUGACAGGCGGUCCCAUCAUCAUUGACUGGGAGGACUCGUGA